AUGCGCAGGCCUCUGCCCAAGAUCGCCUGGCACUUCCGAUAUAAACAGCUCCAGUCUUUGCUUCCCCAGAGUUGGCUGUGGGUCACGUUGCCACAUCACGAGUUUGGGAAGCUACACACUAUCUGCUUCAUCCUGCACACUGUUUACUUGGAAGUCCAUCCCACUGAAACCG
This is a messenger RNA of Podarcis lilfordi (Lilford's wall lizard), 172 nucleotides long. Lineage: Eukaryota; Metazoa; Chordata; Lepidosauria; Squamata; Lacertidae. The record is from the annotation of a GenBank genome assembly.